Arachis duranensis is the source of this 1387-nucleotide messenger RNA. RefSeq names its product putative recombination initiation defects 3. The coding region runs from base 1 to 1197 and encodes 398 amino acids. Gene Ontology annotation, cellular component: nucleus. The record is from RefSeq and is a predicted model, not a curated record. NCBI's taxonomy places the organism in Eukaryota, Viridiplantae, Streptophyta, Magnoliopsida, Fabales, Fabaceae. Gene Ontology annotation, biological process: chromosome organization involved in meiotic cell cycle; embryo sac development; microsporogenesis. The transcript has 12 exons.
AUGCCUGAUACUAGAGUUGGUUCUCAAGAGCAGGAGAACUCUUUGAGGAAUAUUUCUAGCUUCCCCCAUCUUACAUAUUCACGAGAAGAGAGUCAAACACUGAACUCAAAAUCUUCAUCCAAUCUGAAGAUCAAACAGAAUCCUCCAGAGCAGAGAAGUCAACUAAACGAUGGACUUGAACACCGAAUUGGCAUGAUGGAAACUUCAUUGAGGAGGUUUGCAAUGAUCUUGGAUUCUGUUCAGUGUGACGUAAUGCAAAUAAACAAAGAAACAAAGGAAGUUACCCUAGAGAUGGGAUGCAUAAAGCAGAAGUUGAUUGCUCAGGAUAACUCACUCCAAUUAAUAACCAACGGACAAGAAGAAACUAAGGCAAGAAUUGAAGAGAGCUUGAAAUCUUUAUUGGAACGAAUGAGCAAGGGUACUACAGACCAAGAGAAGUUACAGGAAGUAUAUUCGGUUGUUUCAACCUUGCCUCAGCUAAUUGAAGCUUCUCUACGAAGUCUACAAAUUGAUCUCCAUAACUCCACCACUGAAAUGCAGGAAAUCUCUCGUACUAUUAGAAAUCUUAACGACAAGGAUCUGAUACAGUCUAAUCAAUCUUCAAAGAAUAUUUGCAGUCAGUUUACCAGACCAGAAAUGCAUCAGCCUCCUGCUAAUAAAGGUAUUAUGAGCUUAGAAGAUACUGUAGCUCCAGGGGUAGAAAUGGGAGGUUUGAAGACAGUAAAACAAGUGAAAGUCACCUUUUCAGACAGAAUGUCCAAGAACUACAAGCAAAAGGAACCAUCCAUUAAUGAGUGUGUAAGGGGUGGAAGAGACAAAACAAUUGUCAUUGAAUCUGAUGAAGAGUUUGAGGAAGGUUUCUCCUGCUUGGCUGAAGAAAAGGAAGCUAAUGCAUUGAGCAAAAAGAAUGUCUUAGCUGACAUCAACACAGAAGGAACAAAAGGGGAAGUCACUAACAGAAAGUUAGUUACUAGUGAGGGUCAAGCAGCAGUUAGCCAAGAGAAUGAGGGUGUGAGGAGAAGCACACGAGUGAGGAAGCCCAAUACAAAAUUGGAGGAGUAUGUGCUAGGCCCUCGUCCUCGGCCAAUUGACCUAUUUGCUAAUUUGACCAAAGAAGAAGAAGAAGAAACCCAGCGGAUUUUGCAGAAAGCAAGGAGGCGCAAGAGAAGGUCUCUUAAUGCUGUAAUCAUCAACUGAAAGCAAGACUUUUGCUUUAAGAUGUGGAAGGAAACUCCCAUAUACAUAUACCAUUUCUUGUUUCUUCUAUUUAGCUCACAUGAGGUUCGGAUUUUAUGAAUCCUUAAGUAGCUUUAGCUUCAUUAUUCCAUAGCUUAACACAGAGCACACAAAUUAUUAAUCAUUAAGCUUAUACGAACCUCAUAUGCUU